This is a messenger RNA of Clonostachys rhizophaga, 639 nucleotides long. NCBI's taxonomy places the organism in Eukaryota, Fungi, Ascomycota, Sordariomycetes, Hypocreales, Bionectriaceae. The record is from the annotation of a GenBank genome assembly.
AUGUCGUCCCAGAUCGCUCCCGACUGCGCAACUCCCCCGCCCUCGUACGCGCAAGUGGACAGGUCGAAGCAGCCAAUUGAUGUCGAGGGCUCGUUCGUUGACCAGACCCAAUCCUCCAUAGACAAACGCCUGGCGCCUGUGAACGACGGAGGCUUCCCUGAGGUUGUCAUCUCCUCGUCAAACAGUACACGUCGUUCCCAUUCAGCGCCAAUGGUACACCGCAAUCACUCCGCCGUCUCCAUCAAUUCCACCAGCAAAAGGAACGAGGCGCCGUCAAUAAUGGAUCAAGGGGAUCACUUGACCGUCACGCCUCUGCACCUCCUGGACGACCAGGCCGACUGGGUUGACUGCCCCUUCUGCCGCCAACGGGUAGAGACUCGAGUGAAGUACGAGGCUUCACGGCACACACAUUAUGCUGCUACGGGCCUCUUCCUCACCACUAUCGGAGGUGUGGCUGUUCCGUACAAGAAGAACUGGAGGUGCCAUAUUACCCAUAUCUGCACCAACUGCGACAAGAAGGUGGCCCAUAAGAAGUACGGCCAGGAGAUGGUAGCACUGGGCACGCCGGAGCACUUGCGGCAGGUUUCGAGAUUCGCCUCUGGCUCACCGGCGCCGGGAAGUCGACAGAGCACUAAUUAA